Messenger RNA from Miscanthus lutarioriparius, 960 nucleotides. NCBI's taxonomy places the organism in Eukaryota, Viridiplantae, Streptophyta, Magnoliopsida, Poales, Poaceae. The record is from the annotation of a GenBank genome assembly.
AUGGCAAUGGCAGCUGCUCUCCCGCUCAUCUCCUUCCUCCUCAUCGUCGUCGCCGCCACCGCCACGUCUGCAGGCUCGGCGGCCACCAUAUUCCCCAGAGAAGCCCUGCCGACCAAGCCCGGCUACCUCCCGAUCCCCGUGGACAAUGCAUCUCUCUACUACGCCUUCUACGAGGCCACUAGCCCGCUGACCCCGCUGGCCUCCACGCCGCUCCUCGUCUGGCUCGAGGGCGGACCCGGCUACUCCUCCUUCGUCAGCAACUUCUUCCAGAUCGGCCCCUACGUCUUCCCCAUCGCCACCGGCAGCGCCAGCAGCUCCAACACAUCCUCCUCCGCUUCCGCGUUCCCCUUGUCGCCCAACCCCUACGCGUGCAACCGCCGCUUCGGGCUCCUCUUCCUCGAGAGCCCGCUCGGCACGGGCUACAGCCCAGCGCCGUCACCCUCCGCCAUCCCCACGUCCCAGCCCGUCGUCGCGGAGCACGUCCUCGCGGCGCUCCGGUCCUUCCUCUCGUCCCAGUCGCCGUCCUUCCGCGCCCGCCCGCUCUUCCUCACCGGCGAGAGCUACGCCGGCAAGACCAUCCCCACUGUCGGCGCGCUCAUCCUGGCCACCAACCCGGCUCUCCCCCAACGACAGAGGAUCAACCUGCGCGGCGUGGCCAUCAGCAACGGCUUCGUGCACCCUGUGGCGCAGGUGACGACGCACGUCAACGUCCUCUACUCCGCGGGCCUCAUCGGCGCGAAGCAGCGGCGUGAAGCCGAGGCGCUGCAGGCGGAGGCGGUGGCGCUGGCCAUCGUGGAGCGGUGUCGCGAGGCGGCGGACUCGCGCGAGCGCGUGCUGUCGUGGCUGAGAAACGCCACGGGGCUGUCCUCUCUGUUCGACGUGGCGGUGGACACGCCCCGGGAGGCCCUGGCCGCCGGCGCCGCCGAGAAAAUGUUGACCACACAGACAAAUGGCUGCUAA